Messenger RNA from Hymenoscyphus albidus, 1851 nucleotides. NCBI's taxonomy places the organism in Eukaryota, Fungi, Ascomycota, Leotiomycetes, Helotiales, Helotiaceae. The record is from the annotation of a GenBank genome assembly.
AUUGGCUUAGAUCAAGUGUAGUAUCUGUUCUUUUCAGUUUAAUCUCUGAAAGUUGCCUACGGGCAACACAAAGAUUAUACUUAUUUUUGUCCCUCAGGGAGUGACCGCCAGGCUUGCCUGUGUCUCUUCCUACUGUGUUCUCGGUAUUACACUGCCUCCGAGUAACGCGACACCAUUCUUUUCGUUGCAGGCUUUUGGCUUUGCCAGAGAUGUGAAGAAGAGGGAUUUCUGACUGGGAUCAGAGUGUUCCUUGUGGGUGUGGGUAUGGUACUUUUUGCGGAUGGCGAAUAGGGCUGGUUGGUGCAGGUGGAUAUCACGGUUACGAUGUCAGAAUGUGAGGGCGGUUCAGCAUCAAGGCAGUUGACGUGCAGGAUGAACUUGUCUCCAUCAGAGUCCAUCGCGGUGGCUAACUAUUUUGAGUUCCUCCAUGAGUGGCAGGCCAUUACAAUGUUAGGAUAUUGGGAAUUGGAUGUUGGUGGCCUCUAUCCUGUAACUGCUCAUCGUCGUUGACGUUGACGAACCCAUUUGCAGGAGGCCGGUGUCAACCCUAAGCUGCAAGGACGGCAAAGAGUUGCAGUAUCUAGAAAAUUCUAAUGGCUUCAAACUCUCAUAUACAAGCAAGACUUAGAUAUACCGCAGUGCAGCGAAUCCCAAUUCCUCGUACUUGAAACCCAAAUUUUCAUUUCAUCCAAAAUCCAAUGUGGGCGUGCCAAACGCGAAGACGAACACCGACAUCCCGGCAUUUGCAACCGUGAACGGACAACCAUAAAUCGCCAUCUCGACACCACCAUGGACAUGGCCGACUUCAGCAUGACAGGAAUGGUCGAUCCCAAGAUCUUUGAGGAUCUCCAGAAGAAGAUUGACAGUGAUGCCGAAACCCGUGAUCAGAUUCGAGCCAUCCUGAGCACGCUUGAGCGACAGGGUCGACAGGCUCAAUCCGUUCUCUCCAGGGCUCAUUCUACACCAGCUGCACAUCGUAAGAGCAUUAGAAUCUCUUUUUCGCGUAAAAUCAUGUCUGACUAAUGCCUCCAAGUUCAGCCUGUGAUUGCCGCUGCGGAGAAUGCCAUCAAGGAGGAGCUCGAGAGCACUGCCAAGCUUGCUGAGAUAGCUUCGGAUAUUCCUUACUACAAGUAGGUCUAAUAUAUGCCAUGGCAUCUGGGUUUUCAUUGAUUCACUACCUAGAUACAACGGUCUCUGGACGCGAGAAGUUCAAAAUGUCGUCUUUUCCAUCCUCCUUUGUGGAUGGCUUGGAGGCAUGGCCAUCAAUGGCAGCCCCGCAGAACAGGGCAAACUCCUCACCAUCGAAGAGGUCGGACAAAUUCUCAACGGUAAGUCUUCUCCAUACGAUCUAUGCACAUGGAACCAGAACCUAACAAUCUCCCAGUUCCAGUAAACCUCAAAGAUCGGGAUUCCUUCCAUGUCACCAUUGAAGAAUACCUCCAAUCACUCAUCACGCUCAUUGAAGAGCUCGCAAGAUUGGCCAUCAAUUCCGUUACUUUGGGUGAUUAUCAACGACCAUUGCAAAUCAGUCAGUUUGUCAAGGACCUUCAUGCUGGCUUCCAGAUCUUGAAUUUGAAGAAUGAUUCCUUGAGGCGACGAAGUGAUAGCAUCAAGUACAACGUCAAGAAGAUUGAGGAUAUUGUUUAUGAUCUUUCGCUGAGAAACCUGCUUCCGAAGAAGGAAUAAGUUCAAAUGGUGGUUUUAUUGAGCUGUCAGGAGUAUUUGGGGAUCAUGAUGGCUGAGUAUAUUUGCAUGAGUCCGUAGGAGCAAAGGGGAGGCAACCACCAAGAUAUAAAUCAUGAAUGAUGUGCAUUCAAGGGGUCGGUUUAACGAUACAAUUUCUCUUUGUUG